CGCUUGGAUGCUUCGCCUCCGAGCGCCCUCGGAAGAUGGGCCGGCAGCCACUCGCCUAAAGACAUCUAGGGGUGACCAGUCUUCAAGGCAGACCCGGAGGGCUCGGCCCGGGGUUCCACGGCGGAGGAGAUGGCUUCCAGCCCACUGCCGGGGCCCAACGACAUCUUGCUGGCGUCGCCCUCCAGCGCCUUCCAGCCCGACGCACUGAGCCAGCCGCGGCCAGGCCACGCCAACCUCAAACCCAACCAGGUGGGCCAGGUGAUCCUCUACGGCAUUCCCAUCGUGUCGUUGGUGAUCGAUGGGCAGGAGCGCCUGUGCCUGGCGCAGAUCUCCAACACUCUACUCAAAAACUUCAGCUACAACGAGAUCCACAACCGCCGCGUGGCGCUGGGCAUCACGUGCGUACAGUGCACGCCAGUGCAGCUGGAGAUCCUGCGGCGCGCAGGGGCCAUGCCUAUCUCAUCGCGCCGCUGCGGCAUGAUCACCAAACGCGAGGCCGAACGUCUAUGCAAGUCAUUUCUGGGCGAAAACAGGCCUCCCAAGCUGCCCGACAACUUUGCCUUCGACGUGUCGCACGAGUGCGCUUGGGGUUGCAGAGGCAGCUUCAUCCCUGCGCGCUACAAUAGCUCGCGCGCCAAGUGCAUCAAAUGCAGCUACUGUAACAUGUACUUCUCACCCAACAAGUUUAUUUUCCACUCCCACCGCACGCCGGACGCUAAGUACACGCAGCCAGACGCAGCCAACUUCAAUUCGUGGCGCCGUCAUCUAAAGCUCACCGACAAGAGUCCCCAAGACGAGCUAGUCUUUGCCUGGGAGGAUGUGAAGGCCAUGUUCAAUGGUGGUAGCCGCAAGCGUGCGCUGCCUCAACCCGGCGCUCACCCUGCCUGCCACCCACUCAGCUCGGUCAAGGCGGCCGCUGUGGCAGCCGCGGCUGCAGUGGCCGGAGGCGGUGGUUUGCUGGGCCCGCACCUACUGGGCGCUCCACCGCCUCCACCACCGCCACCACCACUGGCGGAACUGGCAGGCGCUCCUCAUGCCCAUCACAAGAGGCCGCGCUUCGACGACGACGACGAUUCCCUGCAAGAGGCAGCCGUCGUGGCCGCAGCCAGCCUUUCGGCCGCGGCCGCCAGUCUCUCGGUGGCCGCGGCCUCGGGCGGCGCCGGGGCGGGCGGGAGUGGCGCCGGGGGUGGUUGUGUGACCGGCGUUGGCGUUGGCGCCGGCGCGGGGGCAGGCGGGGCAGCAGGCGCCAAAGGCCCACGGAGCUACCCGGUCAUCCCGGUGCCCAGUAAGGGCUCAUUUGGGGGUGUGCUUCAGAAGUUCCCGGGCUGCGGGGGGCUUUUCCCUCAUCCUUACACCUUUCCGGCCGCAGCCGCCGCCUUUGGCUUGUGCCACAAGAAGGAGGACUCGGGUGCAGCGGCUGAGGCCUUGGGGGCAGCGGGCGCAGGGAGCGCAGGUGCAGCGCCCAAGGCCGGUUUGUCAGGUCUCUUCUGGCCCGCGGGCCGCAAGGACGCUUUCUACCCGCCCUUUUGCAUGUUCUGGCCACCGCGGACCCCCGGCGGGCUUCCAGUGCCCACCUAUCUACAACCCCCGCCUCAACCUCCCUCUGCGCUCGGCUGCGCGCUUGGUGACAGCCCAGCCCUGCUGCGCCAGGCCUUCCUGGAUCUGUCUGAGCCCGGCGGCGCGGGUGCGAGCGCGGAGGCUGCGCCCCCACCGGGUCAGCCUCCUCCGGUGGUAGCCAAUGGCCCGGGCUCCGGCCCACCGCCUCCUGCUGGGGGCGCCAGCACUCGAGACACGCUCUUCGAGUCGCCCCCGGGCGGCAGCGGGGGGGACUGCAGCGCGGGUUCCACGCCGCCCGCAGACCCCAGCGCAACAUCCGCAGCUGGGGCAGUGUCAGCCGGCGCGGGUCCAGCAGGCGCCCGGGUGCCCGCGCCGCACCAUCCGCACCUCCUGGAGGGGCGCAAGGCUGGCGGUGGCAGUUACCACCAUUCGAGCGCCUUCCGGCCCGUGGGCGGCAAGGACGACGCAGAGAGUCUGGCCAAGCUGCAUGGGGCGUCGGCGGGUGGGCCACACUCUGCCCAAGCGCACCACCACCAUCACCAUCACCACCCACACCAUCACCACCACCAUCAUCCCGCACAGCCACCCUCGCCGCUGCUGCUGCUGCCUCCGCAGCCCGACGAACCAGGUUCUGAGCGCCAUCACCCCGCCCCGCCGCCGCCUCCACCCCCACCGCCCCCGCUGGCUCCGCAGUCGCACCACCGAGGCCUUCUGUCCCCCGGGGGAACCAGCUGCAGCUACCCUAGCGAGGACAGCUCCGAGGAUGAAGACGACGAGGAAGAAGAGCAGGAGGUGGAUGUGGAGGGCCACAAGCCCCUGGAGGGCGAGGAAGAGGAGGAGGAAGGUCGAGACCCUGAGGACGAUGAGGAAGAAGACGAGGAGAAUGGGGUUCUAUUAGGAGACCCCUUAGUCAGCGGUGGUCGGUUCCUCCAGGGCCGGGGGCUACCGGAGAAGGGAAACAGCCGCGACAGAGCGCCGGCCGCCGCUGGCGCUUUCCCGCUCGCCCUGAAUUCCUCCAGGUUGCUACAGGAAGAUGGCAAACUGGGUGACCCUGGCAGCUCGGACCUGCCCCCUCCCCCGCCUCCGCCUCUGGCCCCCCAGAAAGCGAGCGGUGGUAGCAGCAGCCCAGGCAGCCCGGUCCACCAUCCAUCACUGGAGGAGCAGCCCUCCUACAAAGAUAAUCAGAAAACUAAGGAAAAUAACCAAGCUAUUAUAUCUACAAAGGAUGACAACAACUUUUCAGAUAAGAAUAAGGAGCAUAGCUUUUUCAUCACAGAUUCCGAUGCAUCUGGAGGAGAUUUUUGGAGAGAAAGAUCAGGUGAACAUACACAAGAAACCAGUUCACCUCAUUCACUCAAAAAGGAUGUAGAAAAUAUGGGGAAAGAAGAACUUCAGAAGGUUUUAUUUGAACAAAUAGAUUUACGAAGACGACUAGAACAAGAAUUCCAAGUGUUAAAAGGAAACACAUCUUUCCCAGUAUUCAAUAAUUUUCAGGAUCAGAUGAAGAGGGAACUAGCCUACCGUGAAGAAAUGGUGCAACAGUUACAAAUUAUCCCCUAUGCAGCAAGCUUGAUCAGGAAAGAAAAGCUUGGUGCCCAUCUCAGCAAAAGCUAAAAGGUGCACACAUCCACUUACUCUUGUACUCUUGUAAAAUACAGCCUGCCACUGAGCACUUCUGACCUGCAGAAAGACUGCAAACUGAAAGGGCUUGGGAAUCAAAUACAAAAUCAGGUUCGGGAGAACCCAAGGACAAGUGACCUCAAAGCAGCAUGGACAACCAUGUAAAAUAGACUGUAGCCAUUCAUUAGUGGGGGGAGGGGGGAGCCAACCAGAGCAGUCAAUGCUUGUCGCAUCUUUUGGUGGAACCAAAGUUUGAGUAUUUGUGUUUUUAAAGGACAACCGAACCCAGAGUAUGGGAAGUGCUGUUAGCCAACAGGCUGGGUGGAAAAAUCCACGAACGGUCCCAGGAAGUCUCAGUACUGCCCACGAGGAGAGAGCAGCUCUAUACAAUUGUCUUUUUACUUUUAAAGAAGUGAUUCUUAGUGGAAAGAAAACAGAAGACCUGUCCCAGGAGGGGUGAUCGUGUUUCGACAGAUGGAAAGAUGUCAGCGCUACAAACCUGCUUUUCAUGGCGAACUAGACAGACACAUGUGGCCCCUUUCUUGCUGGUAUUUGCCUGCUGUAUGAAUGAAAAUUGUAUUCCUCUGGAAAUAUUUUACAGUUUAAUAUUGAGUGUAAUUAAGAAUAUAAUCAUGUUAUCAAAAAUGGUAUUUAACUCUGUUGUAGUUUCUU
This is a messenger RNA of Sciurus carolinensis (gray squirrel), 3849 nucleotides long. RefSeq names its product SKI family transcriptional corepressor 2 (gene Skor2). The transcript is spliced from 9 exons. Lineage: Eukaryota; Metazoa; Chordata; Mammalia; Rodentia; Sciuridae. Gene Ontology annotation, molecular function: DNA-binding transcription factor activity, RNA polymerase II-specific; RNA polymerase II cis-regulatory region sequence-specific DNA binding; SMAD binding. Gene Ontology annotation, biological process: negative regulation of transcription by RNA polymerase II; negative regulation of BMP signaling pathway. Bases 130 to 3171 code for a protein of 1013 amino acids. The record is from RefSeq and is a predicted model, not a curated record. Gene Ontology annotation, cellular component: transcription regulator complex; nucleus.